Messenger RNA from Capronia epimyces CBS 606.96, 1254 nucleotides. RefSeq lists its product as uncharacterized. Lineage: Eukaryota; Fungi; Ascomycota; Eurotiomycetes; Chaetothyriales; Herpotrichiellaceae. The record is from RefSeq and is a predicted model, not a curated record. Gene Ontology annotation, molecular function: structural constituent of ribosome; protein binding. Bases 1 to 1254 code for a protein of 417 amino acids. Gene Ontology annotation, biological process: translation. The transcript is spliced from 3 exons. Gene Ontology annotation, cellular component: large ribosomal subunit; Cdc73/Paf1 complex.
AUGGCUUUGACUGCUGCUGCUGGGAGCAGCCAGCUAUCUUUUUUCUUCCUACGAAAGGCCCCCUUUGCAUUUUCGGCUGCGGUUCGGACGUGGUCUUCACCAACUCUCCUCCUCCCAGCUUCUAUCUCGAUACCAGCCAUCGCAAGUAACAUCCCUGGACUCAUCGCAGACAUCUGGGAAGGCAUCUUAAAGGCAGUGCCCAAGAAGAAAACAUCGCACUCGAAAAAGAGACACCGGCAGUUGGCGGGAAAGGCAUUGAAGGAUGUGAAGGCCAUCAACGAAUGCCCCGGUUGUGGGAGGCCGAAGAGAGCUCAUACCCUAUGUCCAUAUUGUGUCGCAGCCCAUGCCACAGAUAUCUUUGCGCUGUCCGCAACGACAACCCAAAUCCUCAGCGGCUCAGGCGAAUCGUCGAUCAAAAUCUACUCCACCACAGACGACAACUUUCCAAUUGCCCAGAUACUGAAAGACGCCCACAAACUCGGCUGCCACCAUCUCGUCACGGAUCGGGCGGGCACGAGGGCUGUGAGCGUGGGGUUCGACGGCACAGUCAAACAAUGGAAGUACGUGGAGGGCAUCUGGAAAGAAGAUGGGGAGAUUGCGAGCGAAGGCGCGCCCAAGAAAGCUGGCGAAGUGUGGGCGGUGGCCCUCUCGUUGGAUGGGCAGUAUCUGGCUGGCACGACGCAUGACGGCCGAGUGAAUGUCUGGGAUCUGGCAAACGGGAGACAAAAGAUUCGGGAGUUCGAGACCAAAGGCAGUUUCGGCAUGUGUGUCGAUGUGUCGCCAGAUGUCCGCUUCAUUGCCAGUGGUCACGAAUCCGGGAACAUCUACCUCUUCUCUACGGCCACGUCUCGCCUUUUACACUCGCUCCCAGGCCUCAUCAAGCCAGUGCGCGCGGUCAAAUUCUCGCCCGGCAGUUCUCUCCUCGCCGCAGCAGGCGACGCACGUAUCAUAUCGCUCUACGACCCCAAGUCUGGUGAGCAAGUGGCCAACCUUAGCGGGCAUGCUGCUUGGAUCACGAGUCUGGACUGGAGCCACACUGGCCAAUAUCUGCUUAGUGGUAGUCUCGAUGGGAAGGUCAAAGUAUGGGACAUUGAGCGGAGAACUUGCGUCGCGACGCACAGUGAAAGCGACAAAGGUCUUUGGUGUGUCAGAUGGUUGCCCAAGGGCGAUGAGUCCAAGCAAAAAGCGGAGAGGUUUGCCACCGCUGGGAGCAAUAAGUCAAUCGCAAUCUACCGAGAAGCGGCGGGAGGAUGA